Erpetoichthys calabaricus (reedfish) is the source of this 1256-nucleotide messenger RNA. It is a transcript of the gene mrps31, whose product is annotated as mitochondrial ribosomal protein S31. Gene Ontology annotation, cellular component: mitochondrial small ribosomal subunit. The record is from RefSeq and is a predicted model, not a curated record. The transcript has 7 exons. The coding region runs from base 113 to 1219 and encodes 368 amino acids. Gene Ontology annotation, molecular function: structural constituent of ribosome. NCBI's taxonomy places the organism in Eukaryota, Metazoa, Chordata, Cladistia, Polypteriformes, Polypteridae.
CUGCACAACCGGGGAGUGAGAGAGGGCGGUCGCUGAGUGUUAUCUUGCUUGAACGCGGUGUGCGAAACUGCCGCUUGUGUUUAGUGUGGAGAGCAUUCCGUGGGAUACAGAAAUGAAAGGAUCCGCGAUUUUAACAAUGUCCAGUUUGCGGAGGUUAUGGAGAGCUUCUGUGCACUGUAAUCGUACUUUCAGUGCAAGCACAGCUAUAAUGCAGUCCAAGGAACAUACUCCAUCCAAAGAUAAUGAGGAGAAUGGCCACCCCGAAGAUAAGCCACAGGUCGAGUCAGGAAAAGAAAAGUUGCUGGACCUUCUGGGAUCAAUGAAAGUGGAAGUGACAUCUAAAAGAAAGCUGCAAUCUCUUAAAGGGCAAGUAAGCAAAGACCAAAAAAGAAUCUCAGUUGAAAGCUUAGAGAGUGCAACCAGUAUGUUUCAGGAAGCCUCCUCAGAAAAUAAGGAUCCCAAAACUGUUGUAAGCCCAGAGUUAGUUUCUGCUGUCUCUGCAGUCGCAAAGUCCAUGCCUGACAAAAACAAAGUAGAGUCAGAACUGUUACAACAGUUGCGGAAGCAUGAAUCUGGCAAUGGAGUACAAGCAAAACAAGAAACUGCGAACAUUGUAGAUAUCAUUGCGGACAUGAAGAUAGGUAAACAAACUAAUAAUGCCCGGUUUGCUGCCAGACCUGCAAAUCAGAUUCAUUUUGAUGAUGACGGCCAUGGUUAUACACAUGAGAAGGCAAAAACCAGUGAUUUUACUGGAAUAAAGAGACGGUUUGACUUAUUUCAAGGCAAACGUCUAAGCAUUUUCCAAGUACCUCUGGAGAUAAAACAUCCUGAUAAAAAAGAAGCACCUGUACUUUCCCUGUGGGACGUGGAGCUUGCCAAGGAGAUUGCAGCAGUUGUCCAGCAUAUGCCACGUAAUGGAUUUGAAGAAAUGAUCCAGUGGACAAAGGAAGGAAAACUAUGGCAAUAUCCCAUUGACAAUGAAGCAGGGCUGGAGGAAGAAGCAGAAGUCCCCUUCCAUGAACAUGUGUUUUUAGAAAACCAUCUGGAAGACUUCCCAAAGCAAGGACCAAUAAGGCAUUUUAUGGAACUCGUUGUGAAUGGGUUAUCGAAAAACCACAGCUUGACGGUAAAGCAGAAGACUGAACACAUACAAUGGUUCAAAGACUAUUUUAAACAAAAGGAGGAUAUAUUACGGGAAAACGAAGUGUACCUCAAUUGAAGAUAAGACUACAUAAAGACUAAAACAGUUUCAUUUU